AUAGUUCCGGUCUUACUCAUUGCUGCAAUCGCAAGAUAUAAAUGUGAACCGAUUUCCGGAUAUAACAAUUAUGGAAAUAGUGCAUCGCAGUUCGGAGACCUAUUGAAGCCUCCCCCUCUUCCGCUACCAAUUGCACCUGUGCCAUUCCAUGGGGGGAAAGCACAGCGUCAAAAUACCAAUUUUGGAUAUCAUUACCAACCUGCUCCUCUAAUUACACCAAUCCAACGGCCUUCAGAUUUUAAGCUUCCUGCUCCAUUUUACAAACAGUAUAACUUUAACUUCGUGCCUGCACCUCAGCCUUUUUCAACAACUCCUUCCCCUUCCUUGUUCCAAAAAAUAUCGGGAUGGCUCUUUCCUUCCCAACAGGUUAAUACUAAAGUAAAUAACUAUAAUAGCGAGUCAUCAAAUAAAGAUUGCAAUCCCUGUAAUUUAGUGCCAUGGAUUCCAGUGAUAAAAUAUAACUUAGGAGAAACAAAUUCUCAACCAAGUUUAAGUUCCAAUUAUGGCCCUCCAAGUUCAACAGCUCUCGCUCAAAAUUUAGUUCAGUUUCGUCCACAACCAUUCGACACAACAAACCAAGAUCAGAGGCUAAACCAGCUUUUACUUGAAAAACCAAAUAUUCCUUAUGAGAUCUCAGAUCAAACACAAUUAAGUAGUAAUAUUUUUACAAACCCAAGUUCGACAUAUGGACCACCAAGUGCGACACAACAAAUAUCAAUUUCAUCACUAAGUCCUUCUAGUUCAACAUACUCUAUACAAAAAUCAUCGUAUGGAUUGUCGAGUACAUCAACAAGACCACAUAAUUCCGUGAACGGAUUAUCCUUUCCUUCCUACGAUUCUCCUACUUCAACACAAAUACCUUCCUCUUAUGUAACACCAUUGUCAUCUGUUACUGUAAGUCAUGAAGUUAAAACUCUUGUUCCAAUUUCUCAAACUUAUAUCCCUGUAGAAAAUGAUCUCGAAGUACUUAAUACUGCAAUACCAUCCGAAAAUAUACAACUUCCGAAAGUAUCUCAUCCGAUAGGCUUCAAGAAUUCUUAUGGGGAAGAUAUUACCAACAGCCACUCAUUGGAUAUCCCUUAUUCACUUACAGCAAUUGGUGCUGAUUCAACUAAAAUUAAAACACAUAAUAAAUUUAACUCAUUAGAACCAAAUGUUUCUGUAGCACUUGCAAAUCCUGCCCCUUUUUCAUUAAAUAGAGGCAGAAAUAUUCACACUUUGCAACCAGUCGCUCUACCGAAUUUAAGUGUAUCUCCUUUGCCUCCCAUUUUCAAUGCUCGACCAUUUCGUCCCAUAGCCUUUCCAAAUUAUCCAUUCAGGUUAGCACAUGAUAUAAACUACGUCAAAAAAACUUCAAACAAUAUUAACGUAGCGAAAAGCGUACCAGUUGCAGAAUUUGUUCAUUCAAUUGAAUAUCCUACUACCAUUAUUGAGUCGCCGGUUAUAGAUAUAGAUGCUACAAAAUCUACAUCCAAUCAUAAUAAAUCUUUUAGAAAUAUACCUAACAGUUAUGUAAUUGAUGAAGUUCGAGACAUAUCUCCCCAAGCUUCAGAAGAUCAUGUAUCAGCAGCUACAGCAAAUCAUGAUGUAAGUUUUGAAACAACUGGUGCAGAAUUUGGAAAUAAUUUUUCCGAAAACAAAUUACCCUUGGAUAUGAAACAAUAUUCCCAUGUGCCCGCAAAUCACAAGCCAGACUUUGCUGAUUUAAGAGGAGCUAAAGAUGAAGAUGUCGAUCGAUACCGUACUGAAAGUAAUCUCCAGAGUAUUGAUUCACCUCUUUUGUAUCUAAAACCCAGUGCACCGCAUAAGAAUUAUGAAAAUUUUGUAUUAACUAUUUCCACACCAGCAAGUCAGAAAGAGUAUGAAAUGUAUGACGAUAUUACUACUACAGUUGCACCUAAACAAUCUAAUAUUUCUGAUGAUUUGGAUGAAAGCAGAAAGUAUUAUAGAAAAGAUUUGCCAACGUCGACUAGUGAACAUGAAAAUCACCCAAAAAUUUUACAAAUAAUUGUUCCUUAUAUCAUGGAACAAAAACAAGGAAAAAACAAUAAAGAGUUGGGAUCAAUUUCACAGGAAGUGCAACAUUCAUUGACAAAGGAAGAGUACCAAGGCAGAAAAGUGCCCGUAAAUACAGAAAUAUCAAAAUAUAGCAACGACAUAGAAACUUCAACGGUUUUAAGUACAACGACAGAACAGCAAAGUACAUCAACCGUAACGGAAUAUUAUGAAACAGAACUACCGAAUACGCCAACUGUGUUGAGUGAUUUUUACAACGUUAAUGAUCCAACAUUUGAUAUAAUUAAAUUGCAACACACUAUUGACGACUGGACUGAACAAGAAUAUUCUAAUCACUACGCGACACCUGAUAGAACACGAUCCAACGAAAAACAUGCCAAACAAAUUCCUGAUGAAUUCUUGACCACAAUUAAUCCUUAUUCUCACCAAAAUACUGCGACAAAUGAUUACAAUUAUGACGAUUUUGAUCACGAAGGUUCUAGUAGUAUUCAAUAUUCUGUCGCAGAUAUAACAAAUGGUACGUUUCUCAAAUCACAAAAAGAAUAUAAUACAAUAGACAGAAUAAAAAACAAAUCUGAAACAGGUAAAGAUCUUGAUGAUAAUCAAAAACUGCGUAUAUAUACAGCAGCAUCUUCUUUCCGUGGUACUACUACAACACUUGCACCGUGGGGUUCUAUACAAACUUCAAUAUCGCCUUUAACGAACGAAAAGGUGUACGUUGUAACAUCAAAACCUUGGCGCGAUAAAACAGCCAAAACAAAUGAAUUUGAUGACAAGUUUGAGUCAAAAAAAGCUAGUAGUGACGGUGACGACAGCAUAACUGACAGUUUUCCUUUUAAGUCACCAAGGUUUGUCAGUCGUCCACCUUUUGGCUUUAAAGUGUCUGGACCAGCCUUGCUAGACUCAAUUAAAUCUGAUUCAUCUUACGGCUUUUCCAAAGGCUGGCAUCAAAGUAUAAACAACUUGCGCAGUCUUGACCAAGGCAUACUUUCGCUAGAAAGGCCCGAUGAGAGAGUUCAUGUUAAAACGGAUGAGGAUACUGCAAAAAGUGAGGACUUUGACGAUAAAUAA
Messenger RNA from Parnassius apollo (apollo), 3087 nucleotides. NCBI's taxonomy places the organism in Eukaryota, Metazoa, Arthropoda, Insecta, Lepidoptera, Papilionidae. The record is from the annotation of a GenBank genome assembly.